GUUGUAAAUUGUAUGAAUUUUAUUGAAAACAAAGAAAAAAAUCAUGCAUGAGUCUAUAGCGUGAUGUUUUACGCCUUAUUUAAUAUAGAUAACUUAUGGAACACAAUUUAAAUGAUAAACUAUAAACCCCAGUCGAGUGUUUUAACAACAAUUGUGUAAAUACGAAAUUUCCGUGUUCAGAUUACCAUAUAGUUAUGUCGUGUGCUACUUCCCAAGGCUGAAGUUAUAGAAUUAACUUUAUUAACGCGUAAAAAAAUGGCAGCAGCGCUCGCAAACGAUUCUCCUAAAUAUAGAAACAGUUUGAUAUGUUGUAGCCCUAGAAGUGCGGAUUUAGUAUCCCGAUCUUCGUCUUCCACGUCAGGUUGUGUGUCAGCAGACGAAAGCGUCGACUCAAAUUAUAUUCCCAAGUCGAUAUCUAAUAAAAAGCUCAAGAUUCACAGCACAGCGACUCGCGAAGAGAUUGAAAGAGCUAUAAACCAGUGUAAAGAGCUUGUUCUGAACAGUCCUCAGUGUUCUGAUGAAAGGAAAUGGUUAGUGCGUUAUUUGGUUGAAUUACGCUUAAGAUUGGAGGAUUUGAAGGACAACGAUGGGCAGUUAAGAGCUAAAGUUGCUAUAAAAGGUCACCACUUUGAACAGCAAACUAGUAUUGGUAAUAGGAAACAAUAUUGUGACCACUGCAGUGGUAUUGUGUGGAGUAUUGUGCAGAGUUCUUACAUUUGUACUGAUUGUGGUUACAUAUGUCACUACAAAUGUGUAGAUGACGUAUGUAGGGUUUGUGCUCAUGUUGUUAUGACGGAAAAAGGACAGUUUGAAAUGAACAUUUGUCCAGAAAAAGGUUUAGCAGCACAAGAUUAUAAGUGCGCUGAAUGCGGAACAGCAUUGACUUUCAAAGACACGUGGAAUGAACCACGACUAUGUGACUACACUGGCAUGUAUUUCUGUGCAACUUGCCAUUGGAAUGACUUGUCAGUUAUCCCUGCCAGGAUAGUACAUAACUGGGAUUGGGAUAAGAAAUACAUAUCACGAUUGGCAUACCAAAUGUUAAAUCUAUCGUGGUCUAGACCAUACAUUGACAUUGAGAGUAUUAACUCAAGACUAUUUAACUUUAUCGCUGAGUUAGAAUGGGUACAUAAGAUGCGGAAGGAUCUAGAAUGGAUGAGGAGGUAUUUAUGUGCUUGCAGCGAAGGCUCAAGCCUUCUAUCUCCCUUAUCUAUUCAACUGGGUGAUGUAAACAAGAAAUACAGUAUGGCACACUUGCAAGCAAUCAAUGAUGGGACUCUGGAAACACAGUUAACUGAACUUACAGAGCUAUGCAGAGCUCACAUAACAAAUUGUGCAUUGUGUUCCGGCAAGGGAUACUUGUGUGAAGUUUGCAGCAACAAUGAGAUUUUAUACCCAUUUGAUAACGGUGCCAUAAUGUGUGAGAAAUGUAACUCUAUGUACCACAGAGGUUGCUGGUUGAGAAAAGGACAGAAAUGUCUAAAAUGCCUGCGAUUGAAUGAGAGAAAAAUGAUAACUGUAGAAACCCCUGAUGAUACAGAUUCACAUUUAGAAUAUGAGAUAGAUAAAUUCGUUCAAUAGAUCUCUUUUUCGUUAUGCUAAUUUACGACAUUAAAUGUUAUUGAUUAGAUUUUUUUUUAUUAAUAUUACUAACAACUAAUCAAUAAAAGUAUCAUAAUAUUUUAUAUAGUAUAAAUAUAGAUAUGUAAGCUAUAGUUUUGUUUUAGCAAACUGCAAUUCUAUCACCAUAAUGAUGCAAAAUGAUGCUAUGCAGAUGGCAGGGAAAAAAUUGGCUUAAUUACACAGCCUUAGCAAGACCACCAUAUAUUCAGCCAACCAUAAGUAAUUAGGUUGUUAUUAGAUAUAAUACAUAUUUAAAAAUUCAAGUGUUUUUUGCUAUGCCAUUAGUGAUCUGGCAAAUUUAUUGUAUCCAAAUUUAUCUAAAAGAGACAUCAUUUAAACAUUUAUUAGGUGUUUUAGCUGUGUUUUAUGCCAGCCAAUAAAUUUAUAUUUAUCAUACAUUGUUCAAGACCUGUUAUAUAUAAGUAAAAAAUUUGAACCAUGUUGAGAACUCACAAAUAUUUUUUGUUAAAAGUUUGAGUAAGCAUACAUAAAACGUCAUGAACAACCUGCUUACAGAGCUGGUUGUGCAAUAAAGUUAUAAAGUACACUUCAAAAGUAUUUAAUAUAAUUUGAUCUAUAAUAUUAGGUUUUAUUUUGUUGGUGGCAAAAAAAAUGUUUGCCCAACUUGGUUGAUGUCGUUUAAUAUGUGUGUAAUACAGGGUGGCCUUAAAGAGUACUUUAAAAUCCAUAUAUUUCGAAGGGUUUGAUGUAAUAUGUGUAAUUCUUUAAUGAGCCAAUAUCUUUGUGUACUCAUUGAGAGUAACGGCGCGAAAGCAACUACGGGCAGCAACCAUUCAUUGCGCUGGCGAGUGGCUGAAUUGACUCGCUAUUUAGUAUCGUGUUACACUAUUAAUAUUAUAUUAAUAGCGUUUGGCAAAGUCCUUCAAAAAACUCUUUCUCGGAAACAGCUGACCAUAAAAAUUUUCACAAUCGGUCUUGUGUAUCCAGCGACUUCUUUCUACCGUGCCUGAAAAAGAGCUUUGGCAGAUUCCGCCCGACUUACACGUAUAAGAUUGUCGCCGGUCAAAAGCUUCGAGAAACCUUGGGAUUUUGAAGAUUACAGUUAGCAGACCGUUUUAUACACCCACGUUUAUGAUUGCUAUUUAGGGGGCAUCCUGUAAAAUUAUAUCGCCUUGGUGCUGUUUUUGACUAGUUUCAAUAAAAUUAAGCUUUAAUAUGAAUAACGAUUAAAUUUAAUCAAAGUGGCUCCACUAUUUAGUAAGUAGGUACAUUAAAAUUAUAAAACGCAUAGAUUUUUUGAAUCGUUGAACCAAUUUUUUGUGCUUAUUUGCCUGAGAAAAUAAAAUUAUUACUGACAA
This is a messenger RNA of Pararge aegeria (speckled wood butterfly), 2942 nucleotides long. RefSeq names its product differentially expressed in FDCP 8 homolog (gene DEF8). The transcript has a single exon. Bases 256 to 1581 code for a protein of 441 amino acids. Lineage: Eukaryota; Metazoa; Arthropoda; Insecta; Lepidoptera; Nymphalidae. The record is from RefSeq and is a predicted model, not a curated record.